Lipotes vexillifer (Yangtze River dolphin) is the source of this 667-nucleotide messenger RNA. It is a transcript of the gene EMP2, whose product is annotated as epithelial membrane protein 2. The record is from RefSeq and is a predicted model, not a curated record. Gene Ontology annotation, molecular function: protein kinase binding. Bases 95 to 598 code for a protein of 167 amino acids. Gene Ontology annotation, biological process: cell adhesion; regulation of cell-matrix adhesion; positive regulation of integrin-mediated signaling pathway. The transcript is spliced from 5 exons. NCBI's taxonomy places the organism in Eukaryota, Metazoa, Chordata, Mammalia, Artiodactyla, Lipotidae. Gene Ontology annotation, cellular component: cytoplasm; plasma membrane.
GCCCCAGCCCGACUGUCUGUCCAGCCGCCAGCGUCCGCACAUCUCCUCUGGGCUUUAAACGCUACUACUCUGUGCACCACUGUGCCCCGUGAAAAUGUUGGUGCUUCUGGCUUUCAUCAUCAUCUUCCACAUCACGUCUGCGGCGUUGCUCUUCAUUGCCACCAUCGACAAUGCCUGGUGGGUAGGAGAGGAGUUUUUUGCAGAUAUCUGGAGAGUAUGCGUCAACAACACGAAUUGUACAGAAAUCGAUGACUCCAUUCAAGAAUUCUCCACGGUGCAGGCGGUCCAGGCCACCAUGAUCCUGUCCACCAUUCUCUGCUGCAUUGCCUUUCUGAUCUUCGUGCUCCAGCUCUUCCGCCUCAAGCAGGGAGAGAGAUUUGUUUUAACCUCCAUCAUCCAGCUCAUGUCAUGCCUGUGUGUCAUGAUUGCAGCUUCCAUUUAUACAGACCGGCACGAAGACAUUCACAAGAACAACUCAAGACUGUACGCCCUGACCUCGGACGGCAGCUACGGCUACUCCUUCAUCCUGGCCUGGGUGGCAUUUGCUUUCACCUUCAUCAGCGGCCUCAUGUACCUGAUACUGAGGAAGCGCAAAUAAAGCCCAGGAGCUGGGUCACUUUCGCUGCAGUACAGAAUCCACGUUCAGAUAACCGUUUUGUAUAUAAUC